UCAGCCCCCUGGGAAAGUACAUAUCUGUGAGGCGCUCCCUGCCCGCCGCUUGCACUCCGCCGGCGCCCCGUCCCGCACGGAUCAGCCCCGCCGCCCGGCAGCUCCGCACCGCUCCGCGCCGCUCCCUCGGGGGCCGCGGCUGGGUCUCGGACUCGGGGCUGUCCCGCAGCUUUUCAAGUUUUGCUUUCGGGUGCAAUUCGCGCGGGGACGCGCCCUAGCCCACCGCCGCCAUGGAUGCCAUCAAGAAGAAGAUGCAGAUGCUGAAGCUGGACAAGGAGAACGCCUUGGACAGAGCCGAGCAAGCCGAAGCGGACAAGAAGGCGGCGGAGGAGAGAAGCAAGCAGCUGGAGGACGAGCUGGUGGCUCUACAAAAGAAGCUGAAGGGCACUGAGGAUGAGCUGGACAAAUACUCCGAGUCUCUUAAAGAUGCACAGGAAAAGUUGGAACUGGCUGACAAAAAGGCCACAGAUGCUGAGAGCGAAGUAGCUUCUCUGAACAGACGCAUCCAGCUGGUUGAGGAAGAGUUGGAUCGGGCUCAGGAGCGCUUGGCUACUGCCCUGCAGAAGCUGGAGGAGGCCGAGAAGGCUGCAGAUGAGAGUGAAAGAGGAAUGAAGGUCAUUGAAAAUAGAGCCCAGAAGGAUGAAGAGAAGAUGGAAAUCCAAGAGAUCCAGCUUAAAGAAGCUAAGCACAUUGCUGAGGAGGCUGACCGCAAGUAUGAAGAGGUGGCUCGUAAGCUUGUGAUCAUUGAGAGUGACCUGGAGCGGGCUGAGGAACGUGCUGAACUAUCAGAAAGCAAAUGUGCUGAGCUUGAAGAGGAGUUGAAAACUGUGACCAACAACCUGAAGUCGCUGGAGGCUCAGGCUGAGAAGUACUCACAGAAGGAAGACAAAUAUGAAGAGGAGAUUAAAGUCCUGACUGACAAACUGAAGGAGGCUGAGACCCGUGCUGAAUUUGCUGAGAGGUCAGUAACCAAGCUGGAGAAGAGCAUUGAUGACCUAGAAGACCAACUCUACCAGCAACUUGAGCAAAACAGUCGCCUAACUAAUGAACUAAAGCUGGCAUUGAAUGAGGAUUAAACUUUAGUGUGACUAUAUUAUUAACUUGUUUAAAAACUGCUUCUUCCAAAUUUCAUUAAGAAUGAAUCAGUAAAUGUAGAAAUAAGCAAGAAACCUAGAAAUUGUUUUUUUUUCAGGCUGUUGAUUCUGUGGUAAAUUAAUGGACGAAGUUCUCAGUUUCUGUUGGAAAAAUAUGAAAAAGCUUCUUCUGGAUGAGGCUUUUCAUAAUUUGUAUGCAUAUCUGCUUUGGAGGAGCAGUAAGCUCUUUGGCUGUGCAAUAGCUCCUUUCCACUUCAGUAAACAGCUACAGCAUUUAGCUAACAGUAUCCAGAAAGUAACAGCCUGCCUUGUAGAGAGACAGUUUACCUGACAUUGUAAUUGGCCCUGAGAUUUUUACUAGAACAUGGAUGAGAGAAAAAUGUUCACAGGGUUCAUAUUGCCAUAUUUCAAAACCUACAUAAAGGAUACUUAUAGCCGUUUUGUUUUCUGGAGACUUUAAUGCAAUAAUUUUGCGUUACUAUGAAUUGGGCUUGUAUUUGACUUUAAAAAAAAAAAAAAAAAAAAAAAAAAAAAAACCACCCUAAGAAUGGGAUCUCCAUCUGAAAAUACCCUGUCAGUUUAAAGGUAUGCUUGCAUUAGUAUGAAGUUACUAUUACUGGAUUCUGGUAGGAUGCAGCUCUAGAACAUUGUGCUCAUUUAUUGUAUCAAAUAAGUGUGUUAAAUGACUGUCCUAUAGAAGUGUGCAUGCAAUAUAAAGCUACUAACUUCAGUUUUAUUUAUUUUCUAGAAGAAAUAAAUUUCUUAAAGGUCACUUCACUGAAGAAGAUAUUAGUUUUAAUUUUUUUAUUCUUUGCAAGUUCUGAAUUACGUGAAACUUGAAGUAUGCAAAGAACUUAAUUAUUUUCUUUAUUACCCUACUUAAAAAAAAAAAAAAAGAACCAUUCACUGUCCCACAUUCCUAUAAGCAAAGAGCUUCCAGAACAUGCAAGAAUUGUGUCUCUGUUGGCAGUGCAUUUUCUUAACAAAUGCAGCUGUAAACAGUUCUAAACUUGCAUUACUUGCCAUUUGUUUUAUUGAUUUGGAAUUCUCUCUAGUUGUGUUGUCUGGGGACAUGGUAUUUAUGAGCAUGCACAUUUCUUAACUUUCUAAACCCUUCAGUAGAAGUGAUGAUUGCAUGCCUUCAUAUUCUGAGAAUCAGUGCCUCCAAAGAACUGCUAUUCAUGUUUUAAUUUUCUAAUUCCACAACAGAGAAAGUGGCGCAUGCCAAAGAAGAAAACCUUAGUAUGCAUCAGAUGCUGGAUCAAACUUUACUGGAGUUAAA
Molecule: messenger RNA, 2376 nt
Organism: Aquila chrysaetos chrysaetos
Lineage: Eukaryota; Metazoa; Chordata; Aves; Accipitriformes; Accipitridae
Gene: TPM1
Product: tropomyosin 1
Exons: 9
Coding region: 231-1076 (281 amino acids)
Biological process (GO): cardiac muscle contraction; actin filament organization
Cellular component (GO): actin filament
Molecular function (GO): actin filament binding
Source: RefSeq, a predicted model, not a curated record